GCUGGAGUAACGCAUCUGCAACUGACAGUGAAAAUGAAACGCAUCUGACAAGAAGAAGGAAGGAAGAGUAUAAGAAGAAGAAGAAGAAGAAGAAAGUAACCUGUGGUUUCCGGCUUCACCAGACAGCGGAGCUACAUUGUAAACACAACGCCUCCAUUUUCAAACCCGUCCGGAGAAGCAUCGCACAUCACCGCUGAACAUGGGGGCCGUACUCGGGCUUUGUUCCAUGGCCAGUUGGAUUCCUUGCCUGCUGUGCAGAUGCUGCCCGAGUGGAAACAACUCCACAGUCACUCGGCUGAUCUAUGCCUUCUUUAUGCUGCUGGGUGUGGGCAUCGCCUGCAUCAUGCUCAUGCCAGGCAUGGAGGAGCAUCUGAAGAAGAUUCCAGGCUUUUGUGAAGGAGGAAUGGGGUCGUCCAUCCCGGGAGUCAAAGGUCAUGUGAAUUGCGAUGUGCUUGUGGGCUAUAAGGCCGUGUAUCGUGUGUGCUUUGGGAUGGCCAUGUUCUUCCUGCUCUUCUCUCUCAUCAUGGUAAAGGUCAAGAGCAGCCAGGACCCAAGAGCUUCUGUGCAUAACGGGUUUUGGUUCUUCAAGUUUGCGGCUGCCACUGCUAUUACAGUUGGAGCUUUCUUCAUUCCUGAAGGCCCUUUUACUACUGUCUGGUUUUACAUAGGCAUGGCUGGAGCGUUCUGUUUCAUCCUCAUCCAACUGGUGCUCUUGAUCGACUUUGCUCACUCUUGGAACGAGUCCUGGGUGGAGAAAAUGGAUGAGGGAAACUCUCGUUGCUGGUAUGCAGCUCUUCUGUCUGCCACAACCAUCAACUACGCUCUGUCACUGAUCUCUCUGGUCUUGUUCUAUGUGUAUUACACUCACUCCGAUGGCUGCACUGAGAACAAAGUCUUCAUCAGCAUCAACAUGCUGCUGUGCGUUGGUGCAUCUGUCCUGUCUGUCUUACCUAAAAUCCAGGAGUCCCAACCCAGGUCUGGUCUCUUGCAGUCCUCCAUUGUUACUCUGUACACCAUGUAUCUGACCUGGUCUGCCAUGACCAAUGAGCCUGACCGCAGAUGCAACCCUAGCUUGCUUGGCAUUAUUGGACUCAACAGCACCACCCCUGCUGGUCAGGACCGUGUUGUUCAGUGGUGGGAUGCCCAGGGCAUUGUGGGCUUGAUUUUGUUCCUGAUGUGUGUGCUGUACUCCAGCAUCCGCAACUCCAGCAAUUCCCAAGUGAACAAACUGACCCUCACCAGCGACGAGUCUGCUCUGAUCGAGGAUGGUCCCGCUCCAGAGAACUUUGAAGUGGGUGAUGGCACCAACCGUGCCAUUGACAAUGAGAAGGAUGGAGUCACCUAUAGCUACUCUUUCUUCCACUUCAUGCUCUUCUUGGCUUCUCUGUACAUCAUGAUGACACUGACAAACUGGUACAGCCCUGAUGCCAAUUAUCAGACUAUGACCAGCAAGUGGCCCUCUGUGUGGGUGAAAAUCACCUCCAGUUGGAUCUGCAUUUCUCUGUACGUGUGGACCCUGGUGGCUCCGCUGGUCCUCACCAACCGUGAUUUCGACUGAGAGGACGGAUAGAAAUAAAAGCUUGCAAUUAGAAUCCGCCAUUACUUAUGUGAAUAUCCACAUGUAUAGGUAUAGUAGGGUCUAAAUGUAAAUACUUGUGAGUGUUUUGUUCGUUCAGCUGACCCUACAUGUGUUGUUGUUUUUUUAACCUUGCAUGCUUUUAUGUAGGUGUUUAUUAGUUCAUAUAAGAGCUGAAAUAAAUGAAGAACAUGGCUUGGGUUUCCUGUGAUGUGAUGUUAAUAUUUCCUUCAAGAAUGUGUUCUUCAAAAUUAAGGAUAAUGUAACCUUGAUUAAUAAUCUCUGUAUGCUCUAAAAAAA
Molecule: messenger RNA, 1876 nt
Organism: Sinocyclocheilus rhinocerous
Lineage: Eukaryota; Metazoa; Chordata; Actinopteri; Cypriniformes; Cyprinidae
Product: serine incorporator 1-like
Exons: 11
Coding region: 200-1558 (452 amino acids)
Cellular component (GO): membrane
Source: RefSeq, a predicted model, not a curated record